Messenger RNA from Cucurbitaria berberidis CBS 394.84, 1191 nucleotides. Its product is annotated as kinase-like protein. The coding region runs from base 1 to 888 and encodes 295 amino acids. The record is from RefSeq and is a predicted model, not a curated record. The transcript has a single exon. Lineage: Eukaryota; Fungi; Ascomycota; Dothideomycetes; Pleosporales; Cucurbitariaceae.
AUGACGUCCUACAGCCUCCCCUACUAUGCCGAUCCAGCAACGCUCCCAGCACAGUUGCCGACAAUUGAAGAGAUCGGCGCGGCCCAAGACAUCCUUGGCGACAAGUUAGCGACCAAGGUCGUAGCUAUUGGCGAUCACUUUGUCGUCAAGUACGGACCACAAGCCGAUCUUCUAGAAGGCGAAACAAUGCUCUUUUUACAAAACUGCUCGUCUGUUCCAGUACCGCGUGUAUACGCACUCUUUUGGAGCCCCAAUACUAAGAUUAAAUAUAUUGUUAUGGAGCGGAUCAAAGGUCAGGACCUUUCUUUGAUAUGGGCAAGACUAGAUCACGCAGCAAAGGAGACAUUAGCAAUUAAACUCCGAUCCAUAUUCACGGAGUUGCGACAAUUAACGUCGCCAGGGGGAUACUGCAGUGUUGGACACCGAGGGUUACCGGAUGGUAUUUUCUGGACAAACAACGCCUUACAGCCGUUCGCUGGCCCGUUCGAGACAGAGUCUGAUUUGAAUAAGGCCAUGGUGGCAAAAUACGUAGAGGACGGGCUCUCUAAGCACAAGGCAGAAUACUACACUCGCACCUUCAAAGAAGUUCUUCAAGAUCACCCGCCCGUAUUCACACACGCGGACUUCCAGCGCAAGAACGUUAUAAUCCGCACCUCUUCGAAACCCCCUACCGAUCAAUUAGGAGAACAGCCACACGCAGAACUAGAAAUUGUGAUGAUUGACUGGGAGUUUGCGGGCUGGUAUCCAAAUUAUUGGGAAUACGCACGCACCAUAUUUGCCUGUGGAAGAUGGGAAGACGAUUGGAGUCUUUGGGUGGACAUGAUAUUAGAGCCCUUUCGAAACGAGUACGUCUGGACGAACAUGUUUCUCUCAGAGCUAUGGUCUUGAGAUUGAUUACGAUUAGGCAAGCCUGGAUGCAUACGCUCCUGAGAGAGUUCUGGUGUUAAUAUUGACCAGAAACAUCUAUGAUAGGAUAGGGACGACAUAAAAGAUGGUGGCGUGGCGUGGAAACAGGAUAGACGUGAGUACAGUGUUAAUCCUAGGUUUACUCCGAGGGUCUAUAAAUCGAGUCAUAUAACAACCGGGCAGUCUUAUCUUAUCUUCUUAUUCGCCCCUAUGGUAGAAAAAAAGUAGAACGAGAAACUUGUAGCGAGAGGUUUGAUUAGUCGUUCGAAUGUUCAGAUCGAGGAU